This is a messenger RNA of Salvia splendens (bonfire salvia), 1176 nucleotides long. Its product is annotated as patatin-like protein 2. The coding region runs from base 1 to 1176 and encodes 391 amino acids. Gene Ontology annotation, molecular function: monoacylglycerol lipase activity; glycerophospholipase activity. The transcript has 6 exons. Gene Ontology annotation, biological process: lipid metabolic process. NCBI's taxonomy places the organism in Eukaryota, Viridiplantae, Streptophyta, Magnoliopsida, Lamiales, Lamiaceae. The record is from RefSeq and is a predicted model, not a curated record.
AUGUCGUCGUCAUCAUCAACAACAUCAUCUUGUGAUGGAAAACUAACCACUAUUCUGAGCAUUGAUGGAGGCGGCAUUCGCGGUGUCAUCCCUGCCAAGAUUCUUGAAUUCCUCGAAUCCGAACUCCAGAAAUUGGACGGCGAAGAUGCUAGAAUUGCAGACUACUUUGAUGUAAUUGCAGGGACAAGCACCGGAGGGCUGGUGACGGCCAUGUUGACUGCUCCCGAUGCUAAUAAUCGCCCUAUUUACGCUGCUAAAGAUAUCGCUCCAUUUUAUGUACAACAUGGGCCUAAGAUUUUCCCGGAGAGGUGUGGAUUGCUUGGAUCGGUGGCAGCAUUAGUAGGUCCCAAAUAUGAUGGCAAGUAUUUGCAAGGGCUCACAAGGGAGAUAUUAGGGCAGACUCGUUUGCAUCAAACCUUAACCAAUGUUGUUAUCCCAUCAUUUGAUAUCAACUAUAUGCAGCCUACCAUCUUCUCUUCUUACCAGGUGAAGAAUCUGGGCUACAAGGACGCGCUACUGUCCGACAUAUGCAUCGCCACCUCUGCAGCGCCCACUUAUUUUCCACCACAUAGUUUUACAAACGCAGAUGACUCAGGCCGGUCUUGGGAUUUCAAUCUCAUUGAUGGUGGUCUCGCUGCCAACAACCCGACGUUGGUGGCGAUGAGUGAAGUGGUGAGCAGAAGUGAUGAUUUAUUCCCGACUGAUCCUCUGAACUGCACAAACGUACUGGUGAUAUCGCUGGGCACGGGCUCUGCGAAGAAAGAGGAUUACACAGCAAAAAUGGCGUCGAAAUGGGGCGUGUUGGGAUGGCUCCUUCAACGAAAUUCCACACCUAUAAUUGAUAUCUACAACCAAGCUAGCGCACACAUGGUAGAUUAUUUCUUGUCAACCGUGUUUCACGCUCAAACUUGUCAACAGAACUAUCUCCGCAUUCAGGCUGAAAAUUUAACCGGAGAUAGCUCGUCGGUGGACAUCGCGACGAAGGAGAAUCUGUUGAAUCUGGUUGGAAUCGGGGAAGGUUUGCUGAACGCUCCUUCCUCAAGUGUUAAUCUGCAAACAGGAAUUUCUGAGCAUGCUCUUUGCGGAGGCACAAAUAAGGAUGCUUUGAUUAGGUUUGCUAAAAUGCUCUCUGAUGAACAUAAAUUCCGGCAGUCAAAAUCACAGCACAAGAACUAG